Molecule: messenger RNA, 5911 nt
Organism: Caenorhabditis sp. 36 PRJEB53466
Lineage: Eukaryota; Metazoa; Nematoda; Chromadorea; Rhabditida; Rhabditidae
Source: the annotation of a GenBank genome assembly
AUGGAAUUCUCGGAAGUGAUUGAGAUAUUAGACCGCGGCAGUUCGAUCGAUGUGCAAUCCGACUGCACUUUCGAGUCGCUCAUGAUCGGCAAAAAGACGUUGGAGCGACUGAGAAACGCGAAUUUCGAAAGGCCGUCGCCUGUUCAGGCUAAAGCCAUUCCGAUCGGACUUCUGGGUAGAGGUUAGAGCAUUUCAUAAUGGAAAUGUGCAAUUAUUAAUAAUUUUACAGAUAUGCUAGUGCAGGCGAAGUCGGGAACCGGUAAAACUCUAGUUUUUUCGGUGCUGGCCGUCGAAAAUCUGGACGUUCGCGCCUCGUACAUUCAGAAAGUGAUAGUGACGCCCACGCGAGAGAUAGCCGUUCAAAUCCGUGAAACUGUGCGGAAAGUCUCGCCGACAGGCUCCAGAACUGCGUGAGUUCUUUUUAUUUUUGUUCUUUAAAAUUUUAUACUUUUCAGCGUCUUUGUCGGCGGUUGUCCACACAAACAGAACGUCUACGAUUUGCAGACCACUCGUAAGUCAAACUUCCGCUGAAAUUUUUGCAAGAAUCUGGAAAAUUAACAGAUCCGCAGAUUGUAAUCGGUACAACCGGUCGAAUUUGUCAAUUGCUCAAAAUGGGCGCCAUGGACAUUUCGCGCGUCGAUUUUUUCGUGCUCGACGAGGCCGAUAAGCUGAUGGACGACAUUUUCAAGGAUGAUAUCAAGUUGGAAUCCAGCCUUUACUCCGAAAUUCGCAAUUUUUGCAGUUAUCUAAUAAACGCGCUGCCGCCGGUUCGUCAAGUGGCCGUGUUUUCGGCCACAUAUCCCCGGAACUUGGACCAAUUGUUGUCGACGUUCCUGCGAGACGCGGCACUUGUCCGAUUCAACGCAGGUGCGCUUUUUUUCCUUUGUUUUCCUCGAUUUUCAAACUUCAACUUUUCCGUUCAGAUGACGUUCAACUCGUCGGAAUCAAGCAGUACGUCAUCACAAAGUGCACGCCAAUGCUCGAAAAGUUGACCAGCGUUCUCAAAUCGAUUCGCUACGUUCAGGCGCUCGUUUUUUGCGAUCAAAUUGCAAAGUAACCGGGUUUUUUUGUAAAGAAAAAGCAACAUUUUUAAUUUUUUCAGAUGCGAACCGAUCGCGGCUCAUCUAAAGUCCGAAGGUCUCGACGUGACGUUCGUCUCGAGCGCCAUGUCACAGAAGGAUCGUCAAUUGGCUGUGGAUCAAUUGCGGAUGAAACGUGUGAAAAUUCUGGUGUCUUCCGAUUUGACCGCUCGCGGAAUCGACGCCGAAAACGUGAAUCUGGUGGUGAACAUCGACGCGGCGGCGAACGAAGAGACCUAUUUCCAUCGGAUUGGACGGGCGGCUCGCUUCGGAGCCCACGGAGCAGCCAUCACUCUUUUGGAAGACGAGAAGGCGAUGAGAUGUUUUACAGCGCUGGCCUAUCGCGGAAAAGUGACGACGAAACGGGCACGGCUCGAGGAGUUGCCUCAGGAUUUGCCGAAAAACACUGAUUUUUGGGACCAACUGCCGUUUUUCAUCGAUGUAAGUGGCGAUCUUCCCCGGUUUUUAUCGAAAUUUCUCGCUUUCAGUUCGAUAAAUCUGUCAAAAGGGAGGCUACCAACGAUUUGGAAAAGGUUCCGGAUCGGAAAACGGCUAUAGAAUCGCUGCAGAAGGCACGUGCCGCUUCUGGGAACGGAGACGUGGUGACCUUCAAAUAUGACAGAAACUCGAUGAUGGCGAUGAAAGCGACGUCGUCAGAAGCUUCAGAAGCUUUAGAAACGUCAAAAGUGACGUCUCCAAGUGGAAGCGACAAAGAGAACGGAGAGAACGGAGAGAACGGAGCUGGGGAUCAAGAAGAAGAAAAGGAGGAAGUGGUGGUGGAGAAGAAGACGUUCAAAGAACGAUUGGCAGAGUUGAAGGCGAAUAUUGAGGCGAAAAAGGUGGAAAACGCACAGAAAAAGGGAGUUAAGAAUGAGGAGAAGAAGGCGGAGAAGCCCGUCAAAUUUAAGUGAGUUUUUGCGUUUUUGUUCAAUGUUCAAUAAAAUGCACUAAUUUUAGGUUCGUUCCGACACGAACAAUAGCCAAAAAGAAAUAUUAUAUGCGUGGAGAGCUGCAGCACAUUCGUGACGCCUUUACCGACGCACAAUGGCGAAACUAUGCCGAAUCAAAGUUCGAUUUGAGCCAAGAACCGUUCAAAGACGCGUUCCCGAAGGAACCAGUGGCUCAGGAGCCCGAAAAACUGGAAACCCCAGUGGAGGCGACGAGAUUGUCGAAAAAAUCCGCGAAAAAUAGGAAUAACAAAGAGAAGACGAGAGUGAUUCGUUAUUCGCGCUUUAAAAUGAUCGAAGUGCAGAUGAAGCACUCGCGGGAAACGUGGCUCGAGUACGUGAAGGGCAAGUGGGACACCUCCGAAGAGCCGUGGGUGUUGGAUCCGAGCAUGCGGUGCUCGGUCAGCGAGCAACUGCGGCGACAGCGACGAAAAGAGAAGGAGGAUCGGAAGAAAGUGGUGGAGGAGCGGAAGGCGAAGCGGGAGGCCGAACGGGUGGAGCUGGUGGCAAGCGGGAGGACGACGGCGCGGGUGGAGAUUCGGGAGACUAGCUGGGAGGAGUACAAGCAGAGGGUCAGACGGCAGUUCGAGGAAAAGCGCAGCGAGCAGAAGGACGGAGAGACGAGAAGGAUCGGGCCAGUGGUCAGCUUUGUGCUAAGAUUUUUUUUAAAGGCUUUUGAGCUUUAACAAUCACAUUUUCGAGCUCAGAACCAGUGGAUUUCUCCGAAAAUUCAUACCCUUAUUUAACAUUUCAGGUUCCCCAACGAGAUCCUCCACAAGUGUACAAGAAUCGUGUGGAGAUGUACAAGCGCCGACUGGCGGAGCAGAAUGCGUGGCUAAAUCAUCAGAUUCGGAUCGAGGAUUCGAAGAUUGGCGAGAUUGAGACGCAAACGGAAAAUGGAGACGACGAAAAAGUGAUUGUGGAUGCGGAGAGUCAGACGGAAAAGGUGGAAAAUCAGGAAGAAGUAGAGGAUGAAGAAUAUUGGGAUGAAGAAGAAGUAGAAUGGUACGAAGAGGAAGAAGAAGAAGAAAAAGCGGCUCCGGAAAGACUCCAGCAGCAAAUGGCACAAUUGGGAGCCAAUUACGUGCGAAAUAUCAAUUUCCAGGCGGCCGCCCAAUCUUAUAUCGACUUGAUGACUUCCGCGUUCCAUCGACCCAGUUUGUAGUGAAAUUUGUUGAUAAUUAGCUUGUUUUUCCUUAAAAUAGCUAGCUUUGCCAUUUUUCGUCGAUCGCCGUGACAAUUGUGUGUUCAGUGUAGUUUUGCUGAUUUUUUCUGUAAAACGUUCAGAUUCCGCUCAUAUUUGCCCCCUCCGGUAGCUUUUUCUGUGUUCUCCAUCCAUUUCCCCGGGUUAACUCUUCUUUCUGUUCUAUUGCAUGAUCACUUUUCCGUUUCUGCUCCUUUUUGCGCUAAAUCUGAAAUAAGUUUUGAAAUUUCCCACUUUCUGCCCAAUCUCUUCGAUUAUUUCUGGUCGUUCGACACCGUUUGCCAUAUUUUCUGUGAUUUUUCUGGAAAUUUCCAGAAAUUAACCCAAUUUUGUAGAAUCUCAUCCGAAAAUGCCACCAGCGCACGCUAAGAAAACCGGAAAGAAGGGCGGACCCUCGAAGGCUGGUAAGCUUUGAAAAAUAUUGAUAUUUUGAAAUUCCACUGAAAAUUGUAAAUUUUUGACAGUGAAGCGCAUUCGUUACCGCCCGAUAAGUUUCAAACAUACUCGUUUCAUGAAACACGCGCAUUUCAAUUAUCGAGGUUUUUUGUUUUCUUAAUUUCUUUUCUGAAUUGUUUUCAAAUCAAUUCCACGUAGGUUCAUUCCGGAAACUCCGUUUUUCAGCUGCUCCCGAUGAGGAUUUCGAUGCGAUUCUCGCUGAAUUGAACAUGGCCGACGCGAAGGCGGCCGCCAAGGAGGUUACGAAAAAGAAGACCGCUCAGGGCAAAAAAGGUAUAAAACUGAGGCGAAGGGGGUGAACAAUGGACAGGGUGGUCGACUGAAAAAAAGGAACAAUUUAAACAAUCUCGCAACCCUCCGCCUCCAAUUGGAGGCGGAGGUUCACGAGUACGAUUCAGCAGAGCAAUGAUGAUUUGAAGAAGCUCUGAAAAGUUUCAUUUCACUUACUAUUUCUCUCAAAUGGAACUCAAAUGGUUACAAUUUGAACGAGACUGAGCUCUGAAUCGCUUUUUAAAAGGGAAAUAGUGAAAACUUCGCCUUUUCAAAUUCCAAGUGCAAUUCUGCAGGCGCCGGCUCUUCGGAGUCGGAUUCGCCGGCCGCCGUCGCGCCAGCAGCCGCCAAGCAAGCGUGGCAGGCGGAAAUCGCGGCGAUGACUCCGAUCGACGAGCAGUUUGCCGACGGAAAGUUCCCGCACAGCAAGGACGAGACGCCGUACUACCUGAAGGGAAAGGACGGACGCGUGGCGACGGACCGUGAGAGCAACGAGGAAAAAAAGGCGUUGGACGCGAGCUACGAAGAGACGUGGCAGGAUUACCGCCGUUCCGCCGAGGCGCAUCGGCAGGUCAGACAGUACGUCAAGUCGUGGAUCAAGCCGGGCAUGAGCAUGAUCGAUAUCUGGUUCGUUUUCAACAUUUUCUAGUAGAAAAAGUGGGAUAUUCGGAAAACCGCAUAGUUUGAGUGUUUAUAUCUGAACACACUUAAAUUAUGUUCCUAACUGGCAAAAACCAUCCCUUCGAUCCCUUAAAAUCUUUAAUCAACCGUUUCCAACAAAUUAUGUUAGUUUUCUUAUCAGAAUAACCUUUUUACAGCGAACGUCUCGAAACGACUUCUCGCCGUCUCAUCAAAGAGAACGGACUCGAGGCGGGACUCGCCUUCCCGACCGGAUGCUCUCUGAAUCACUGCGCCGCCCAUUAUACCCCGAACGCCGGAGACACCACUGUUUUGCAGUACGGAGACGUCUGCAAGGUAGGAACUUGGGGGGAAAUGAGGAAAAAAGCGAUAUUUUCAAUUUUCGUCUUUUCGCCUUCUCGCGCACCUAUUUGUUGCUCUUGUUGCAAAAAAACGGGUUUCUUGAGCAAAUUCUGUUGCAAAACGUCCCCAACUUAAUUUUUCUACCAAUUAUUAUUCAGAUCGACUACGGAAUCCACGUGCGUGGGCGUCUCAUCGACUCGGCGUUCACCGUUCACUUCGACCCGAAGUUCGAUCCGCUCGUGGAGGCGGUGCGCGAGGCGACGAACGCCGGAAUCCGCGAGUCGGGCAUCGACGUGCGUCUCUGCGACGUCGGCGAAGUCGUCGAGGAGGUGAUGACGUCGCACGAGGUCGAGUUGGAGGGAAAGACGUACGUGGUGAAGCCGAUCCGCAACCUGAACGGCCACUCAAUCGCCCAGUACCGCAUCCACGCCGGCAAGACGGUGCCGAUUGUGAAGGGCGGUGAGCAGACGAAGAUGGAGGAGAACGAAAUCUACGCGAUCGAGACGUUCGGCUCCACUGGAAAGGGAUUGGUGCACGACGACAUGGAGUGCUCGCAUUACAUGAAGAACUUCGAGUUGGCCGACGAGAAGAUCCCGCUCCGACUGCAAAAGUCGAAGGGACUGCUCAAUCUCAUCGACAAGAACUUCAGCACGCUCGCAUUCUGUCGCCGUUGGAUCGACCGUCUCGGAGAGACGAAAUAUCUCAUGGCGCUCAAGGAUCUUUGCGACAAGGUGAGGGAAAAUUAUUAUUAUUAUUAUUUAUUACGCACCUUCUGUGCGCGAAAAGAAAAUAGGAAUCAUCAAAUUUACCUCUUUACGUUGAAGUUCCUAUAAUAUGUCAAUAUUUUGCAGGGAAUCGUGGACGCGUAUCCGCCGUUGUGCGACGUGAAAGGCUGCUACACGGCGCAAUGGGAGCACACCAUUCUGAUGCGUCCGACUGUGAAGGAGGUCGUCUCCCGUGGAGAUGACUAUUAA